GGGCCCGUGUCUGUCUAGAUCCACUCCAUUUCUGUACAGUCCGGUCCAGUACAGGACAGUCCGGUGCAGCAAAGAAUUGCAGGCAGGACAUGAUCAUCAUCAUCAGUCAUCCUGAAAUCAAGCCCUCAUCGAACGAAAGCCACGGGCAUUGCGGUCCUUAAUUCCGUCCAUCUGCGGUACGGCGCAUGCAUCCAUCUGCAGUCGUACAGUACGAGUGAUAUGCACAUUUCAGGACCCAUCAUCCAGUAAUUUAUCUUCAAUUCAUCAAUCUCACAUCUUUACAAAAGAGGUUGCGUUAAAUUAUCCAUCAGUCUCGCUCCACCCUGUGCAUGAGAAGCAUGCUGAGGAGCAAGGAAACUAUUCACACACGUUCCGCAAUCCGAUGUCAGCAAAGGUGAGCGAUGCCGCGAUCAACGCCGUGAAGACCACAACGCCGCCGCAUCGCGAUCGCGAAGUCAUCGCUGCCGCUCCGAAAGAUGCCAACUACAAAGGCUUCGUUGCUGGCGUGUUUUCCGGCAUCACCAAAUUGACUGUCGGACAUCCCUUCGACACGAUCAAAGUCCGACUUCAAACUUCAACACAUGAUCAGUUCAAGGGUCCGCUCGACUGUCUACUGCAGACACUCCGCAAGGAAGGUGUCAAUGGCAUCUACAAGGGAGCAACUCCUCCGCUGGUCGGAUGGGCGUGUAUGGACAGCGUCAUGCUGGGUUCGCUGACCUUCUACCGCAAGCUUCUCAAUGAACAUGUUUUCCAACCUAUGCGCGCUCAGCCCAACCAUCCCGCGGUGUGGCUGAACGAUGAGGAAAAGAAGAAACUCCCCACCAUCGGCCACGCCAUGGCCGGUGUCCUCGCCGGCUGGACCGUAUCCUUCGUCGCCGCGCCCGUGGAACACGUCAAAGCACGUCUCCAAAUCCAAUACCAAGCCGACAAGAAGACCCGUCCAUAUUCCGGCCCCGUCGACUGCACACAGAAACUGUUCCGACAGCACGGCAUCCCGGGUCUCUUCCACGGCCUCGGCGCCACGCUGAUCUUCCGCACCUUCUUCUGCUUCUGGUGGGGCAGCUACGACCUCUUCACGCGGUACUUCGAGAAGAACACAUCCCUCAGCGCGCCCGCCAUCAAUUUCUGGGCCGGCGGCCUCUCCGCCCAGGUCUUCUGGCUGACCGCCUAUCCCUCGGACGUCAUCAAGCAGCGCAUCAUGACCGACCCUCUCACGCCCGGCGAGCAGAAGUUCCCGCGAUGGAGGGAUGCCGCCGCCGCGGUGUACCGUGAGAGGGGGUGGAAGGGCUAUUGGCGAGGUUUCGUGCCGUGCUUCCUGCGGGCGUUCCCGGCGAAUGCCAUGGCGUUGGUGGCUUUCGAGGGUGUGAUGAGGACGAUGAGUGAUAAUAAAGAUGUGAGGCAAUAAGCACGGCCCGACAACGUGACGGGUUUUCUUUUUUCUCACUUGCAUCAGUUUGUUUGUUUUUCGCGCAUUUGGCGUUGGGCAUAUAGAUUGGACGUAUGACAGAAACCAUUUCUCUUUCUCUUCAUCAUCUGAACUGAGCUUGACCAUGGGGAACGUCUUUCGUCAUAAUUGCUGUGCCGGAUGACGCCUCUGGGAGGAGGCAGGAAAAAGGUCGGAGCACAUCUCACUCUUCGGAAUGAUUAGAGUACCGUCAAUCCUUCCAAGACAUAUCACUUUGAAGGCCAUUUUGAAAAUUGGGGUGGA
Dissoconium aciculare CBS 342.82 is the source of this 1708-nucleotide messenger RNA. RefSeq names its product mitochondrial carrier. NCBI's taxonomy places the organism in Eukaryota, Fungi, Ascomycota, Dothideomycetes, Mycosphaerellales, Dissoconiaceae. The record is from RefSeq and is a predicted model, not a curated record. The transcript is spliced from 3 exons. The coding region runs from base 383 to 1405 and encodes 340 amino acids. Gene Ontology annotation, biological process: transmembrane transport. Gene Ontology annotation, molecular function: transmembrane transporter activity.